AUGGCGGUGCCAAGUGUAGAUCCGCAGGAAGCUUACGAGCUCAUCACGCGGGAUCUGGGAGAGGUGAUCGGCGCGGACAUAAUCAAGGGUGUUCUAGAGAAGAAGGAGAGACCACUCAAGGCUUACUGGGGCUCUGCGCCCACUGGCAGACCUCACGUGGGCUAUCUCGUGCCUCUGAGUAAGAUUGCGGACUUUUUGAGGGCAGGCGUCGAAGUCAAGGUGCUUCUCGCCGAUAUGCACGCAUUCUUGGACAAUCUCAAGGCUCCUAUCGAGCUUGUGCGUCAUCGUGUGGAGUACUACAGGCACGUCUUGAUCGCGGUGUUUAAGGCUAUCGGCGUGCCCGUGGAAAGACUUGUCUUCGUCGUAGGCUCCAGCUACCAGCUCACUGCAGAGUACAACAUGGACGCGUACAGGCUGGCAGCUUCCACUACCGAACACGAUGCGAAAAAGGCGGGCGCUGAAGUUGUCAAGCAGGUCACCUCUCCUCUUUUGUCUGGUCUGCUCUACCCUGGUUUGCAAGCUCUGGACGAGCAGUACCUCGGUGUAGACUUUCAAUUCGGUGGUAUCGACCAGCGCAAAAUCUUCAUGUUCGCAGAGGCUGUCUUGCCUAAGCUUGGCUACGCUAAGCGGGCUCACCUAAUGAACACGAUGGUGCCGGGCCUCAAAGGAUCAAAAAUGUCAUCAUCUGACCCGAGCUCCAAGAUUGAUCUUCUAGACGAGCCCGUGGUGGUCAAAAAGAAGAUCAAGGACGCAUAUUGUCUUGAAGGCGAGGUUGAAGAGAAUGGUGUCCUCGCAUUCGCCAAGGCUGUCCUUCUACCCAUGGCCAGGUUAAGGUCCGAGAGUGGUCUCUCAAGGCCCAAAUGCAUACCUGCCGACGCUCCAGAGGGAACCGUCUUCAGCGUCAUCAGGGAUGAGAAGUACGGAGGCAUCAAACACUACAGCAACUACGCCGAACUCGAAGAGUCCUUCGUCAAGAAGGACCUUCACCCAAGCGAUCUCAAGAAGGGAGUGUCGGAUGCUCUGGUCGAGCUACUGGAGCCCAUCCAAGCGGAAUUCCGAGACAAUGCAGACUUCCAAAAGGCCGAAGCGCUAGCUUACCCCAAAGAGCCAGAAAUCACCAAAAAGAAGAAGGAAAAGAAGAGUGAGUAG
Messenger RNA from Ceraceosorus guamensis, 1149 nucleotides. Its product is annotated as tyrosine tRNA ligase. The record is from RefSeq and is a predicted model, not a curated record. NCBI's taxonomy places the organism in Eukaryota, Fungi, Basidiomycota, Exobasidiomycetes, Ceraceosorales, Ceraceosoraceae. The coding region runs from base 1 to 1149 and encodes 382 amino acids. Gene Ontology annotation, biological process: tyrosyl-tRNA aminoacylation. Gene Ontology annotation, molecular function: tyrosine-tRNA ligase activity; ATP binding. The transcript is spliced from 3 exons.